UGCCCCUGCCUAAUGAGGUCUGUCUCUUUUGCCUGCUCAGCUCAUCACCUCUCCCAGUCCCAGUUGAGUUGAGGGCUCAAAACACCACAGCAGUAGAGAACACAAUAGAAGAAUAUAACACAAGAGUCUUCCAUUCCACUCCUCAUCUUGUCUUUCUCCCACAUCACAAGUUUCUUUCUUUCUUCAGGCAAAACACAUCAGUCUUCUUGAGUAGGAAUUCAGUUCGUCAAUGGCAAUGGUGCUGCCUCCUUGCCCUUGCCCUUGAUAGAUUGAUAGACGAGCGAGUGGGGUAGUCCGUCAAUGGAUCAGCCGGUGCCCUCCAUCUGCGGCCUCCACCCGGGCAUCGCCGUCACCGGCUUCUGCUCCGCCUGCCUCCGCGAGCGACUCGCCGGCCUCCACCCCAGCGACCCCGCCGACUCGGCGGAGCUCCGCCGCUGCAAGUCCUUCUCCUACGCCCGCUCCGCCGCCGCCUACUUGGAGCCGCAGCGCCGCUCCUGCGACGCCCGCGGCGCCGCCGCCCUCUUCCACCAAGACCUCGCGGGGGAGGAGGAACAUCUUCCACCAACAACGGCGGCCCGGCCCAUGAAAGACCACAUCCACCAAGAGUCCUCCUCCAAGAAGACCGCCGGCACAUUCGGGGGGCUGGGCAAGAAAUGGCAGGAAUGGCGCCGCAAGAGCAAGCUCAAGAAGCAGGAGCAGGGGGGCAUCACCAGCAGCAGGGCCGCCAUGCCGCACGAGAAUCUCCGGCACCGCAGCUUCCGCGACACGCGCUCCGAGGUCGCCGUCGACGCGCUCGGCCGGCGCUCCGUCGAUGUGGACACCCUCCUCUCGAUGGACCCCGGCCGCAUCUCGGUGGAUGAGCCCCGAGCUUCUUGCGACGGCUACCACGGCGUACGGUUACGCAUUCCCCCGAUGCUGUCCCUGGUCGAGGAUGCGCCCAUCCCACGCUCUGAUGGCCAAAUCCCCGUGGAGGAAGACGAGGACACCGAGCCCGGCGGCUGCGCCCAGACAAGGGAUUACUACUUGGACUCCUCCAGCUCCAGCAGGAGGCGCCGGAGCGUGGACCGCUCGUCCUUCUCCAGCCGCAAGUCAUUCUCCGAUGCCAGUGAGCUGCCCAGGAUGAUGGCUGGUGCCACUGCCAAUGCCAAUGCCAAUGCCCGGGUUUCGCCGGCCAUUGGUGCCGAGUUCUAUCAGUACCACCACGCUCAGAGUCAGAGUGUUCUUGACCAUAACCAGCAGUGGGAGCAGGGACCGAAUUCUUAUUCUCUCCGGGAUGAUGAUAUGUCAGGGAGCAUUGAUCCGGCGGCAUUCCAGGAUGGCAUCCCUCUGCCGGCUAAGAAGUCUAAGAAGUGGAUCAAAGGGUGGAACAUCUGGGGUCUCAUACAUAAGAAGAGCAGCACCAAGGAAUCUGAAGCCACCAGUUUGGCCAACAGAUCAUUCUCAGAAAAGUGGCCGGAGCUCCGUGCAAGGGGAUACAAUGGGCAGAUGCUCAGGUGCAACAGCAGCGUAAGCGCAAGGAGCUCCUUCGGUAAUAGUGGAGCAGCAAUGGGCGGUGUGAGCGGGAGGAGGAGCAAUGUGGAAAUGCAUGUUAAUGGCUUAGGGAGGAUGAGGAAGGAGGAGGUUUUACUCGAGAGGAAUUUCAGUGCAAGGUACACGCCUUGCACGGUUGAUAAUGGUGCCAUCCCUUAUCCAGUCGGAGGUACCCAAUUCAACCGGCGAAAUCAGAAUGGGAUGCCCGGGAAAGGAAGGCCUGCUCGUUCAUCCAAUUUGCCUCGUAGCUCACUUGGAAUGUACUGAUGUAGCAGUGAUGAAGGCAGGUUUAUGUUCUUCUCCAUCUUCAUCCAAUGUGCCUUGGCUACAAUGUGCAUAGCUAUGGUAGUAGCGUCAUCAAAAUCAACUUUUUAUAGGCUCAGAAGAAAAGGUCGUCAGGUGAAGUGGUGAUGCUGUUGGAUUAUAUACCUUACUUAGUCUUAUUUCCUACUGGGCUUGGGAGUGGAGCAUAGCAUUUAACUUUACACCCUUGUAUAAGAUAUGCCAUAUGUAUGUUUGCUUUUCUCAAUUGAAUUCAAGUUAGCAUUCUGGCAAUAGCAAUAACAUGAUGUAGGGGCUAUGGAAUCAAAUGCCGAUAAUCUUAUUGGUGUUGUAAGAUGUUUUGGAUCUUGUUUGAGAUUGACAGCAAGAAAAUUGCAGGGUCCUUGUUACAGCCUA
Hordeum vulgare subsp. vulgare (domesticated barley) is the source of this 2208-nucleotide messenger RNA. RefSeq names its product protein OCTOPUS-like. The transcript has a single exon. NCBI's taxonomy places the organism in Eukaryota, Viridiplantae, Streptophyta, Magnoliopsida, Poales, Poaceae. The record is from RefSeq and is a predicted model, not a curated record. Bases 301 to 1797 code for a protein of 498 amino acids.